Molecule: messenger RNA, 636 nt
Organism: Lingula anatina
Lineage: Eukaryota; Metazoa; Brachiopoda; Lingulata; Lingulida; Lingulidae
Biological process (GO): protein phosphorylation
Cellular component (GO): cytoplasm
Molecular function (GO): ATP binding; protein serine/threonine kinase activity
Source: RefSeq, a predicted model, not a curated record
AUGCAUUUUGCUAAGGAAGGGCAGCCACGUCGCGGAGCUUAUGGAGAAGUAUCAUUUGGUUUUGAUAUUCAAAGUGGAAUGCCGUUUGCUGUGAAAAAGAUACCUAUCGGAGAAUUCAAUCGGAGAGAACCACGUAUUCUAAACCUCUGCGACAACCCAAACGUCAUAAAGUUGUAUGGUCUGAUACGUCGCGGAAAUUGUAUUGAAAUUAUUAUGGAGAAAGCCACAAACGGCACUUGGUUUGAGAUGAUUCUCAAUGGACCUCUUCAGCAACAGGAGACGUUGCAGUGCCUGUUGGGAGCUUUGACAGGGCUUGAGCAACUGCAUAGAUGUUCAAUUAUUCACAGGGAUUUAAAACCCAACAAUAUUGGCCUGAUGGCGGACGGGCGUGUAGUUAUUCUGGACCUAGGUUCUGCUAUCACCCCAGAUGAUACACAGGACUUUGUAGAACGAAGAGCUGGUAUGUCAGGAGGAAGAGCUAUACCUGACACAGUGGAGGGUUUUGACGCAGAGGACGACUUGGCUACUGACACUCCUGACCAACAUGAUGAACCAACGAGCGAAGCAGCUUCAGGCCCCCUCGGUGACAGGAGUCAAGCAAACAGAAACAAUGAAAACCGUGGGUCGAUUACAUGA